Molecule: messenger RNA, 4905 nt
Organism: Penicillium arizonense
Lineage: Eukaryota; Fungi; Ascomycota; Eurotiomycetes; Eurotiales; Aspergillaceae
Product: IQ calmodulin-binding motif domain protein
Exons: 7
Coding region: 1-4905 (1634 amino acids)
Biological process (GO): carbohydrate metabolic process
Source: RefSeq, a predicted model, not a curated record
AUGGAUUACCCACAAGAAAGCUUUGUUGCGACGACCUUUGCUCCAGGAUCUUUCUGGGCACGUCGUCGCGAAGUGGUUCGGACUCAGACUCUGCGGCAUCAACUUAACAUGCUCAAAACCACUGGAAGAUAUGAGGCUUUCAAGUUGAAGUGGCAUCCAAGCUAUGGAGAUCCUCCCACGGUGUAUCCCAUUCCAAACCACCAGUUCUGGGAUUCCGAUGUGGCCAAGUGGAUUGAAGGAGCUUGUUAUUUAUUGAUAGACCAUUACGAUGUCGAGAUAGAUGCAGCUGUGAAGGAGCUGGUGCAAAUGAUUCAGAGUGCCCAGGAACCUGAUGGAUACCUUAACAUCCACUAUACAGUUGUAGAACCCGGCAAGCGUUUCACAAAUUUGCGAGAUAUGCACGAGCUAUACAACGCUGGUCAUCUCGUUGAAGGUGCACUUGCCCAUCGUCUCUUUUACAAGAAUGAUGACAUGCUAUCUCCCAUACUGAAGUAUGUGGACCUUCUUGCAGCAAAAUUCGGAGACCAGGAUGCCCAAAUCCCCGGAUAUCCUGGACACCCUGAGAUUGAGCUCGCUCUCCUGCGGCUGUACAAAGUCACAGGAGAUGAAAAACAUCUCAGGCUAGCCCGAUUUUUCAUUGAAGAACGAGGUAAUCCUUCGGGUGGGAAAACAAAAAGGCACUACUACGACAUCGAAGCUGAAGCAAGAGGCGAGAACGAGCAUGAACGACCUGCAUACUUCCCCGCCUCCAGGAGCUACUCUUACCAACAAGCACAUGUGCCGAUUGUUGAGCAAGAAACAAUUGAAGGACACUCAGUUCGAGCCAUGUACCUGCUCACAGCAGUUACAGACCUUGUCCGGAUAUUCGGACCCGACAGUAAAGUGGGAACAACUUUCUUGCCUGCUGUCAACCGGCUCUGGUCGAACAUGGUUGAGCGGAAGUCCUAUGUAACCGGCGGGAUUGGAGCUAUAAAGCAAUGGGAAGGCUUUGGUAUUGACUACUUCUUACCUCAUGGAACUGAUGAGGGCGGUUGCUAUGCAGAGACUUGUGCUGCGAUUGGAGUCAUGAUGCUUUCUGAGAGGCUGCUACAGGUUGAUCUUAGCAGCCAUUACGCUGACAUCAUGGAGCUGUGUCUUUACAACGCAGUAUUGACUGGUAUGAGUCUGGAUGGGAAGGCAUUCACCUAUGUGAAUCAGCUGGCUUCCUCGGACAAUGAUCUUUCCGAGCGCCACGAAUGGUUCGAAUGUGCUUGUUGUCCACCAAAUGUUACACGCACCUUAGGUUACAUGGGUGGGUAUAUCUGGAGUCACAAUGCGACAGAGACUAGCGCCAUCAUCAAUGUGCAUCUGUAUACCUCGGCCACUCUACGUGUUCCUGUUUCAGAAUCGGUAGUUGAAAUCACCCAGAAGACCGACUGGCCUUGGAAUGGGGACGUGGAUUUCAGCAUCCAGACAAAUGGACCCCCUGCUGAACUCCAAAUUAACCCGAGUCCCGAAAACCUAGAUAUCCAAAAAGGAUAUCUAUAUCUAAAUGCUAAAUGGCUACAAGAACAUUCUCAAUUCCGACUUUCAUGUCCAAUGAAACCACGAGUAACCAGGCCCCAUCCACUAGCCAUGCAGCCAGUGGCAUACGUCACACGAGGGCCGAUCGUAUACUGCGUGGAAGAUUUCGAUCACCUAUGGGAAGAGCGUCAUUUCAAGACGACCUUAUUCGAUCCCCAGGCCAAUUUACGGGAAGAGCCACGAUCCGAGCCCGAUCAGUAUGUGGCCAUCAUUGCUGAGAAUGGAGCCAAAGGCGAGCUUGACACGUCACCUUGGGAUAAAAGGAUCGUGGCAGAGGCGGGGACUGCUGCUACUGGAGAGAAGAGGGACCUGUGCUAUGUGCCUCCCAACAGCCUCCUCCGAUCUCUUAUCAGUGGUUCUCCUGCCCCACCGCGUUCCUCUCCCUGGCUCCGCGCCCUCUCUCACGCCAAUACCAUGAUCCGUCGCAACUCUGACAUCGAAAUCCAGCUUCCGGAUGCCGGGCCGACUCCUCUUUCCCCCGAGUCUGUGACCGAAUCCGAUGUGGAGAUGCUGUCGGAGGAACAGGCACCACCCUUGAGCCUCCCGCCACACAUCGCUGCCCGAUUUUACCGCAAAAGCAGCAUCUUCCGUCGCUCCUCGGCCGCGUCGUCUCGCCGAAACUCGGUCUCGUCCCUGCACUCUCAUCAUUCCGCGUCGUCGAACGGAUCGCCGACUCCGGAUCACAUUGCCCAACAUCUCCGACGCACGUCUAUCUUGGAGAACCGAAAGGCCAGGCUCGCUGAUCGGGCAUUGCAUGGGGAGAAAGUAAGGUUGCGAGCCGCCUUGGCUAAAGCAGCCACAAGGAAUCUUCAAAUAGAAGAGAGAGCACUGGCUGCCCAGCAAGCUCGUGAGCGCCUGCUUGCGGACAUCACGGCCAAGUGCGAAGAUCAGGUCAAACGAGCCAAGAAGAAGGCCGAGGACCAGCGGGACAAGAAGGCUGCUGAAGAAGCCCGGCUGCGCGUGGAAAUGGCGGAGAAGUUUGCUGAAGCGGAGAAGCGACGUACGUUGUACCAGCAAACGCACCGACGCCAACGCACGAGCAGCUUGCCAGUUGCCGCGGAGAAAAAGAUGUCUCGAGAGAUCACCAAGUCGUCCACACAGGAUGCGGCUGCGCGCAAGAUCCAGCGCGUAUGGAAAACCCAUAAUGCUAAAAUGGUCAUGAAGCAGUUCCAGUCGUUGAACCUCUCUGUGAACCGAGUUCGCAACGAGACUUUUGAGCAAGUGGGUAGGUUGCUUUCCAACAAGGAACUGUUAGAUACCAUGACCAAAGUUCUCCGACUUUGUGGUUUGCAAGAUAUGGAAGGCGGGACGAUGGGUGAGAGGGGUGCAGUGCGCACUUUUCUUAGCAGUUAUCUGAUCGUUACACAUCCCACCGAAGUUUUGAGCAGCAGCAAUGGAGAACAGGAACAAGACUUGAUUGACAAAGCUGGGGAAUUGCUGGCGGCUUUUGAUCAGGUCACAGCGCUGCUAUCCUCAGGCUGUUGCUCUCCUUCUGUGAUCACCGCGGAUCUCCAGACCUUGUGUGAAAGGCACAAUGUCUUUUUCUCGGCUUUCCAUGCCUGGAAAUCUCAUGACUCCAGCGUCUUGGUUGAGAUCAUGAUUGCUCAGUUUGUCGAACUGGAGCUAAUUUGGCAAACGGUCAAAAAUGACCAGGCUGGCGGUGCUGCAGAGGACUACAGACAGGGCAUCAGACAGAACCAGAUUCUGCUCCUCGCCCGCCUGAAGCGACUUGCCGGCCCAGACCGACACAUGGAGCUGAUUCGAGAUUCACUAAAGAAGGCUAAGCGGGAAAAGAAGCGUGCAGCUUCUAAACAAGCUAUUCCUCGAUCUGCCGAGGCCGUCCCUCCAUCUACGGAUGUUCUGACAGAGAGUGUCACCUCGCCAAUCAGUGAGUCCUUCAACAACCUCGAUUUUGCGGUGCUCCAUGAACUGGACAAGCAGCGGACAUCGCCUCAUGAGCGAUUUACCAAGAUCCUCACUCCUCUCCCUGAAAACCGGGAGUUGGUACAUGAACUUCUUAUCAACAAAGAGUUUAAGAUCGAAGAGGCGCCUUACACUGAGCCUCGCCGAGAGAUCAUGAAGCAAAUGUGCGAAACGAUGAGACAAGGGGUCGAGGCUGGACAGGCUACUAACUGGAUUGUCGCCAUGGCCACGGUGAUCCAAGAUCGCUUGUUACGCUCGCUUCAGCGUGGCAAUUCGCUCUACGUGAUAAUCAGUGAAGUCUUGGAUCCGAAGCUGGUUCAAGGACAGUGCGAAGCUGGCACCUUCUCUUAUGACAAUUUCUUCGAGUUUAUGAACAAUAUCUUACCUCGCCUGUGUGCUCCCUAUCGAGACCCUGUGGUCAAGGCGUUCAUCGAAGAUACUUCGGGGGAUGAAAUUGACCGUUUGGCCCGGUUAAUGAGCAUCAUCGAUCUGCUAUCGCUCGAUCAGACGAAUUUCAUGAUCCAACUGGCCGCACCUCAGCUCAUUGAAGAAGCUCCGGGAUACGAGCAGCGGACAUUCGAUCGAGGCAUCGCAGAUGGGACAAUCAGCGUCAGAAAGACCCGGCGGUUCUGGCGCACUCAUCACAAGAUCCUUGUUGACGAGAUGAAGAAGCGAGACCCGGAGAACAUCCAUGGUGAACCGCGUCCACAUUCGGCGCGAGUUUACGCCCAGGGCCUUGCUGAUACUGUUUUGAGUAAUGCAAUUGUGUCUGAGGACCUGAUCCCAGAAACAUUGAGCCUUGAUCGUCAACGACUUGAGCGGUUACAUGCCAGAGCAUUCCAAAUCGUGGCAACAGCCUCAAUCUUGUUGACGGCGAAGAACCUGCUCAAGCGGGAUGUCCGGUCUCAAUGGAAGCCGGAGGCAGACCGCAUCCUUUCACUGGACUUUAACGAAAUCAGCGCAGAACGCGUGCAGUCAAUUCUGGAAUCAACGCAUCCAAUGCCACCCGCCGCAAGUGCCCAACUUGCAGCAACCAUCAAGCGAGUGCUUGGACCCGUCGCCACAGCAUGUAUCGCAGCUGCACCCCAGCUAGCCGUGGUAUCUUCCGAUGUCUCUGCAUCCGAAAUGCCCUCAACGGACUCACAAGCAAAUGCGCCCAGCUUCUCGGACCCAGUAGCGCGACUCAUGCUCUCACGUCUCCGGAGUCAUGUUCUGUCCCGACUGAGCGCAUCAAGUGCCUCGGAGCGAGUUCGAGCCACCACAACGGCCAGUCAGAACCUGGCUGCUGCCGGUAUGCCGGAGUUUGUCAAUGAAGUUGGACAGGUGGUGGAGGAAUUAGAGAAGGUCCGCGAGGUAGAUUGGCUUUGCCACGGGGCGGUAUAUCAAGGUUUAUACGAAGAAGGCGUUCUACCACAGUGA